CACAUCAUGUGAUCGGUUCGCUCGGGCUGCGUGGCAGCCCUGCAGCAAAAGCAGCCCCGGACGUUUCCUGGUUGGCUGCGGAGGAUGUCGGUCGUGCCACCCUGCUGGAUGUGAAGAGCCAGCCUGGGCUUCUUUCUCCCCGGUCUUUUCUGAUCCAACCUUGGCACGGCGCCAGCGUAACGAUGGGGUUCGGGAGAGCGAGCCUUUGGGGUUUCUUCGUCUUGCAGAUGGCAAUUGGGGCGAUGGGCAGCCAACCCUGCAGCAAAAAGUAUUUUGCCCAGGAUGCCAUGGUGUGCGUUUGCAACCGCACCUACUGUGACACGCAGGACCCUGUCUCUCUCCCGCCCACCGGCUUCUUUGUCAAGUAUGAGAGCAGUAAAUCCAGCAGCCGGAUGGAACGCAGUGAAGGGAAAUUCCAGGAUAAGACAGUCACCCCAGACCUGGUUCUGGUUCUGGAGACGACCCAGCGAUAUCAAAUCAUAAAAGGGUUUGGGGGCUCCGUCACCGAUUCAGUUGCCAUCAAUAUCCUCUCUCUGACGCCCAACACCCAGAACAAUCUUCUCCGUUCAUACUUCUCAGACAAAGGGAUCGAGUACAACCUCUUGCGCCUGCCCAUGGCAAGCAGCGACUUCUCCACACGGACUUACACGUACGACGACUGGCCCUACGAUUUUGAGCUGAAGAAGUUCAGCUUGGUCGAUGAGGACAUCAAGAUGAAAAUUCCUCUUGUUCAUCGUGCCAACGCUAUGUCCAAGAGACCCAUCUCCUUGGUUGCCAGCCCGUGGACCUCCCCGAUUUGGAUGAAAACCAACAACGACUGGAAAGGAAAGGGCUCCCUCAAGGGGAUAGCUGGCGACCGAUACCACAAGACGUGGGCCAACUAUUUCGUCAGGUUUCUGGACGAGUACGCCAAGCAGAAUUUGACCUUCUGGGCGGUGACGGCUGAAAACGAGCCGACAGCCGGGCUAAUUAUCAACUACCCCUUCCAAUCCCUGGGAUUCACGGCUGAGCAGCAGCGUGACUUCAUUGCGCUGGAUUUGGGCCCCGCUCUGGCCAACAGCUCCCACAAGGACAUCCGCCUCAUCAUCCUCGAUGACAACCGGGUGCUUCUGCCCCACUGGGCCAAGGUGGUGCUGAGUGAGGACAGCAAGGCUCGGCAUUACGUCCACGGCAUUGGCUUGCAUUGGUACCUUGACUUCAUCGCCCCCAUCACCGACACAGUGGCGACCACCAGUCAGCUUUUCCCAGAUUACUUCUUGCUCUCCACUGAAGCCUGUACUGGGUCACACUUUUGGGAGAGGGACGUGAUCCUUGGCUCCUGGGACCGGGGGAACGCGUACAGUCGCAGCAUCCUGGCGAACCUUAACAACCAUGUCACAGGCUGGAUUGACUGGAAUCUGGCCCUGGACUUGGAAGGGGGCCCCAACUGGGUGGAGAACUUCGUGGACAGCCCGAUCAUUGUGGAUGCAGGCAAUGACGUCUUCUACAAGCAGCCCAUGUUCUACCACAUGGGGCAUUUCAGCAAGUUCAUUCCAGAAGGCUCCCAGCGUAUUGGGCUGACGGUCAUGCAGAACUGCCUGGGGUGCAGCCUGGAGCACGUGGCCGUGCUUCGCCCCGACGGAUCUGCCGUGGUCGUUGUCCUCAACCGCUCUGGGUUCAACGUCUCCUUUGGCAUCUCCGACCAGGCUGACCUUAUUGUGACCAUGAUCCCUGCCAACUCCAUCCAGACUUAUCUGUGGAAGCGCCAGUGAGGACAAGGCCCUGAGUUUUGCACCCAUGGGGGGAAGGCGAGAGAAUUAGGCCACCCUGAGGAGUGGGGCUGAACUUCACUCAGGUUUUUCCCCCAUGCUUGGAAACUGUAGCCUUGUUCAGGAUGGUGCAUUGUCCACGUCUGGUUUGAGGCCUGUCUUGUUGACUCUUCAGUAUAGUGGGCCUAGUGAUGGAUUUGUCAUCGUCCAGGCCUGGUUUGGGUCCUACCUUGUUGACUCUCCGGUACAACGGUUCUAUCAGUGGAUCUACCAUUGACCAGGCCGGGUUGAGACCUACUUCGUUCACUCUCCAGUAUAGCAGUUCUAGUGGUGGAUCUACCAUCGUUCAGACCUGGUUUAGGUCCUACCAUGUUGACUCUUUCGGCACAGUGGGCCUACCAAUGGAUCUACCAUUGACCAGGCCUAGUUGAGGCCUUUCUCGUUGACUCUCUGGUAUAGCAGGCCUAGUGGGUGUAUCUACCAUCAGCCAGGCCUGGUUUGCGUCCUACCUUCUUAACUUUCUAAUACAAUGGAGCUUACCAAUGGAUCUACCAUUUCCCAGGCCUGGUUUGGGGCCUACCUCAUUAACUCUCAGUACAGCAGACUGAGCGGCAAAGUCCUUGGCGUGAGAGUAUAUUUAUUCACGUGUCAUAUCUCUGCUGAUAGGCAUUUUACUGUAUUUGCAAUGGCCUAUGGCCACAAGCAAUAUAUAUUGAUUAGUUUGGAAAUAAUCUAUAGAGCCUCACAGCUUCACAGCCUAACCUACCUCACAGGCUUGUUGUGAGGGUAAAACUAACCCCACGUACAAGCUCCUUAGAAGAAGAUAUGCCUGAGAUGUAUUCUUCUGAUUGUAAAAUGUGUUAACCGAUUUUGAAAUUGUAUUUUCAUGUUGUUGAUGGGCUGGGGAGAGGCCUGAAGAAAACCACUCUACAUGUGUUUUCUCGCUCAGCACCAGAAGAGGAACGUGCUGAGGCCAAGCGUGCCCAGACUGCUGGGAAAAAAUGAAGAAGGCCCCAUUGGAUGGGUGCCCAGUCACAAGAGGAGAGCAAUAUGUUCUCUGUUGCCUGCUGGUUAGGAGCCUGUUUUGUUUUUUUCCUUGCUGGACUGAACUGGCAUUAAACAAUUUGACAAUU
Molecule: messenger RNA, 2881 nt
Organism: Rhineura floridana
Lineage: Eukaryota; Metazoa; Chordata; Lepidosauria; Squamata; Rhineuridae
Product: lysosomal acid glucosylceramidase-like
Exons: 11
Coding region: 183-1751 (522 amino acids)
Biological process (GO): glucosylceramide catabolic process
Molecular function (GO): glucosylceramidase activity
Source: RefSeq, a predicted model, not a curated record